UGCGGACUUCCGGGAUUUUUUGCGCUGCUCCGAAGCCUCGACACGAGUAGUUUUUCAUGUCCGAAAAACCUCGAAGACCGGACACCAGCCUUGGCGCUCCCAACACAGGGGGGUCAGAUUUUCACAGGGGAACUGAAUGUCGUACAACACCGGCGGUCCUGCUCACAAACAUGGUGGUGCUAACAGGUGUCAGCUUUGGUUGCUCUGACUGAAAGUUGUAGGAAGUUUCUUUAGGACAUUAAUUCUUCUGUUUGCUGAGCUCAGCCUCCUCGGAACCAUUUGGGUUGUGUUGUGGACAAAAGAAGUGAAAUGUCAACAGAAGUCCCACAGCAAGAUGUUUGUCAGGAGGAGGAGGUUGAAACGGCCCAMGAGGAAGCAGAACCUCCUCAGAUGAACCAGAACCAGACUAAACACAGCAUGAACCGGGAGUUGGAGCAGCUGAUGCAGGAGUUGAAGGCUCAGAACUUAUUGGUGCUUCAAUGCAUUUCUCUACUUGAUGAAAUCUGUGGAGGUUCUGAAAACGGGACGAUGGAGAGUGAAGAAGAGAUGGAUGAACUGCCACAACAUCAUGUCUACAAGGAGGAGGCUCUUACUGACCAGACAGAAGAGAAGUUUGUUCUGGAACAGAAGACUGAUACCUUCACUGAGACUUCAACUUAUGAAGAACGUGACCACAGUGAACCAGAACCAAACAUGGACCAACUCCACUGUCACAUGUCUCCUGUAGAAGAGGUCUAUGAUUAUGAAGGAAGCAAGCAGGAAGAACCAGGACCAAGUCCAAACUUAGUGCUGAAGGCAAAGAAGAGUUCUGACAGAAGCAGAAGUAAGACUGUAAAAAGCUCUUAUCUGUCAGACAGUCUGUGUGAUGUUGAUUCAGAUAAGGCUUUGGUCAAAUGGGAUAUUUGUGGUAAAACUUUGAAGAUAAAAUCCUCUUUGAAGAAAUGUGGCAGAAUUCACACAGGUGAGAAAUCAGUUUGUGCCUCAUCAGCACCACAAGAACACGGUCACAUAGAUGAGAGAAAACCAAACACUGACAAGAGUCAUAGAAAGUGUUUUUCUGAUUUAUCAUCACUGAACCGUCACAAUAAAGUUCACUCACAGGAAAAAUCAUAUUCAUGUAAACAAUGUGGGAAGAGUUUCAUUCGAAGCAAUGCUUUAAUUAGUCACAUGAGAACUCACACAGGUGAGAAACCAUAUUCUUGUAAACAAUGUGGGAAGAGUUUCAGUCAAAGGCAUUACUCAUUGAUCCACAUGAGAACUCACACAGGUGAGAAACCAUAUUCUUGUAAACAAUGUGGGAAGAGUUUCAGUCAAAG
Austrofundulus limnaeus is the source of this 1316-nucleotide messenger RNA. RefSeq names its product zinc finger and SCAN domain-containing protein 2. The annotation marks the transcript as partial. Gene Ontology annotation, biological process: regulation of transcription by RNA polymerase II. Gene Ontology annotation, molecular function: DNA-binding transcription factor activity, RNA polymerase II-specific; RNA polymerase II cis-regulatory region sequence-specific DNA binding. The transcript is spliced from 3 exons. Lineage: Eukaryota; Metazoa; Chordata; Actinopteri; Cyprinodontiformes; Rivulidae. The record is from RefSeq and is a predicted model, not a curated record.